AUGCUGCUCCAAAACAACAGAACCGGCUCCAUGCUGUCCAUUUCCAAGACCUCUGGCACCCGUUCUCGAAGCAACUCGGCAGCAAACGACGAAACAGACGAUCCCUUCGCUGGAUUGUCGUUUUCGGUGGGAGUGGCUGAGAACAAAAAUGUCACCUACCGGUCCAAAAUGGAAGAUGUCCACACAUAUGUGGCUAACUUUGCCGAAAAACUCGACUGGGGCUACUUUGCUAUCUUCGAUGGCCACGCAGGCAAGCUGACAGCUCGUUGGUGUGGAAAUAAUCUACACACCAUCUUGGAGCAGGAAAUUCUACAUGGUGAACUUUCGACGACGGCGUCUCCUGUGGACCCAGAAGACAACGAUCUGGACAUAAGUGACUUGCCCACCCCACAAAAAGAUCGUUUGGAUCCUCCAGUGCUUUCUGACAUGCAAGAAAAUCUCUAUCAGGCGUUUCUCCGUGCCGACACCUUGAAUGAAAAAGAGGGUAAUGGGCUGUCUGGAAGUACCGCUGCGGUUGCCGUGCUUCGAUGGGAAGCCAAUCGACAUUCUCCACAAGAAAAACCGGAACAACUGCAAAGCAAAACAGAGAAGAAAAACCAUCCAUACGACUUUGUACCCACAAACCACAAACGAGUACUUUAUACUUCCAAUGUGGGAGACCUGCGGAUUGUUCUCUGUCGUCUGGGCCACCCCUAUCGCCUAUCGUACGACCACAAGGCCACGGAUCUCAAUGAAAUAGAACGUAUCAAGAAUGCUCGGGGACUAGUCAUGAAGAACAGAGUCAACGGAGUGCUCGCCGUUUCUCGCUCCCUCGGCGACUCCUACAUGAAAGACUUGGUUAUAGGAGUGCCAUUCACCACCGCAACGGAAAUUACGCAAAACGACGAGUUCAUGAUAUUGGCAUGCGACGGAGUGUGGGACGUAAUAUCGGACGCUGCUGCGUGUAAAACGGUAUCACAAGUUUUGCACGAAUCCAACAAUAAUGCUCAACUCGCGGCUCUGCGUCUCUGCCAGCAGGCUAUAGACAACUCCACUACAGACAAUGUUACCGUCAUGGUGGUGCGGUUUCACAGUGGUGUAUUCAACUGCUAA
Meyerozyma guilliermondii ATCC 6260 is the source of this 1092-nucleotide messenger RNA. RefSeq names its product type 2C protein phosphatase (gene PTC1). The record is from RefSeq and is a predicted model, not a curated record. The transcript has a single exon. Bases 1 to 1092 code for a protein of 363 amino acids. Gene Ontology annotation, molecular function: protein serine/threonine phosphatase activity; cation binding. Gene Ontology annotation, biological process: protein dephosphorylation. NCBI's taxonomy places the organism in Eukaryota, Fungi, Ascomycota, Pichiomycetes, Serinales, Debaryomycetaceae.